AUGGCUUCGAAGAAAAGAAAGCGCGCCUGCAUCAGUCUUGAAACGAAGCUCAAGGUCAAUGAUGAAAUCAGCAAAGGUCAGUCACAGAGACACCCCUCAAAAAUCUUCGGAAUUCCGAAGUCUACUGUGGCGGACGUGUGGAAACAUCGUGAUAAAACCAAAGACCACGUGUUUGCUGCCGAAGCACCAGAAGAAUAUGCUAAGAAGUGCAUAAUUAUUAGAGAUCCUGAUUUUAGUGAACUAGAUCGCUCAUGCUACGUCUACACAGCAGCGGAACUGGAAAGUCGAUUGAAAACAGGAGGCUACUCUAGCGAUCAGGUUUUCAAUGCCGAUGAAACUGGAUUAUGGUGGAGACUGAUGCCUUCCAAGUCAUUUGAGUGCAGAGAACGGCGGGCAAAGAAAUUCAAGAAGGCUAAGGAAAGGGUCACAUUAUUGGGUUGUGCCAAUGCAUCUGGAACUUGCCGAUUACCGCUUGCAUUUAUUAACAAGAGUGCAAAGCUGCGUUGCUUCAAGAACAUGGAUAUGAACAACUUGCCAGUCCACUACUUUUCACAACAGAAGUCCUGGAUGGACGCUAGACUUUUUACAGAUUGGUUCCAUCACAAGUUUGUACCUCAUGUGAAACGAUUAUGUGAGGGAAAUGUGAUUGAGUACAAAAUCCUGCUUCUUCUUGACAAUGCCCCAGCCAAUCCAUCAAUAGAGGUGUUGCAGUCACAUGAUGGUUGUGUCACGACAAUGUUCCUUCCUCCAAACACAACAUCUCUUGUGCAACCUAUGGACCAAGCAGUAUUGGAUCCUUUGAAACGGCGGUAUAAGAAACGUCUUUUGCGCCACAUCAUUUUGGAAAACGAAUCUUCUUCAUUGUCCAUUCCUGACAUCCUGAAGAAUCAUCCAGAGGAGUGGCUUUCUGAAGAUGUUGAUGAUCCAGGCCAUCAAAUUUUGUCAAACGCUGAAAUUAUUGCCACAGUUGCUGAUGAGAUCAGUGAUCACAGCUCAGAUUCAAAUGAAGGGGUGGAAAUUCAACGUUCAGCCAAAGUAACACACAGUCAAGCAUAUGAUGCUUUGGCCACAGUCCUAGAAUGGUUGGAAGAACAAGAUAAUGUGACGUUGGAGCAUUUGUUAUUGGUGAAGAAAUGGAGAGAUCUUGCUGCCAAUAGGAGGAGGCAGUCUCAAAUACAAACUAGAAUUGGGUCGUUUUUCAAACGUACUGAACCUUAG
This is a messenger RNA of Corticium candelabrum, 1218 nucleotides long. RefSeq names its product jerky protein homolog-like. The record is from RefSeq and is a predicted model, not a curated record. The transcript has 3 exons. NCBI's taxonomy places the organism in Eukaryota, Metazoa, Porifera, Homoscleromorpha, Homosclerophorida, Plakinidae. Gene Ontology annotation, molecular function: DNA binding. Bases 1 to 1218 code for a protein of 405 amino acids. Gene Ontology annotation, cellular component: nucleus.